GUAACAGUGGCCACACAAACAGGACAUGAAGUGCCCGAUUUUGCCUUCAAUCCGGACAAGAUGACGAUGGACCAGCACUGCUACGAGUGCAAAGUGCGGUACCGAGACCCCAAACCGCAGGAUUUGGUCAUGUACUUGCAUGCCUGGAAAUACCGGGGUCCAGGCUGGGAAUUCGAGACGGAGCUUCCAGAAUGGGCGAAAGUCGACUGGGCGGACCCGGACAUAAUAUCCGAGUGAUACUGGUGAACGUGUUCGUUUCCUUUUUGUUACAUACGGCAUCUCUUAUCCGCUCUGUCUUUCCAUUGCUCUUAGAAUUUAAAUGCGCCGGUCGGUCAAGUCGAGUCUUCUAUUUGCCGAUGAGCUUUUUAUCAAAAUUCGACAAUACACAAACUUGUACCAGAAUUAGGUAACCCAAUCGAUAUGUUAGGGAUAAGAUAUGCAGAGCCGGUGAACGCAUUUCAUUUCCAUAUAAAUAGGAUUUUCACUUGGCCGACUUAUGUAAAUGGGUAUAUUUUCCCGUAAAAGGCAGGGUCCAAUAACAAUCACUUUAAAUAAAUGGUGGUACAUUUUGUUUUUCGAGUAUAUGCAGUCGCGUCUCAGGAAAUGCUGCAAUGGACGAACAAGUAACGUGCGAGGCGCGCUUGUUUUUUUCGGUUUGAGUAGCGUAAAGAUAUAGAUUAUUUCGUAUUUCAGUGCUGCAACUCAUUAGACUUUCUCCAUUGUGAGUGUAAGAAAUUGAACAUCAAUCAAAAGUAUUUUUAUAAUAAAUUGUAAAAAACCCCUUAAAAACUCUUUCAUCCUUCUAACGGUUAAGCUGUUUUACUUGUUCAUAGAUAUUUACUUGUAGCCCCGCAGGUGGUUGCUGGCUUUUCGCGGUCUUUCAACGGGCUCAGAACGGCUAGACGCAUCUCGUUCAUUUAAAUCUAACUGUACGUACUGGAAUACAUAUUGUGCCUUGGAUGUGUAUUGGGACAUCAUUUGCAGAAGUAAAAAUAGUACUAUAAAAAUGUAUAUCCACGAUUUCAUAUCAAGCUGCUUCGGACCCUUGCUUAGUGUGAAUUAAUGUAUUAUUAGAGGCAGGAAUUCGCCGCAAGGGAACUCUGAUAGAGACUCUUUGUCCCGGAGUUCGUUUGCGUCGAUUCGGCGAUUUAUUGUUAAAUUUGGUACUUAUAUAAGGUAUACUUGUAAGCACUGGCUCGGAUUGUUUCUAAAUAUGGGUACGUUUUACACGGUUGACUAUUGAUUGAUCAAGGCCAAUAGUUUUGCGUGCAACCUCUUCAAUUACUGUGUUGUUUUAUGUAGGGUAUUUAUAUAAAAGACAAUAUUUGUUUGUGAUAUUUAGUUAAUGUUAUGCUUGUUUGAUCCCAUACUCAUUUUUUGCUCUGCAUUUGGCUCGAAUCUCUUACCAAGUCCCUGUUCCUCUUGGCAUUUUUCUCUUUACUCUCGCAACUCUUCAGUUCAACGCAAGUCUUGUGUUAACACCAACUAACACCCUCCCGUUUUCUUGUAACAAAGCAAGCAGUAUUACAUUGAUUUAAGAAAAGACAACAUAAACAUUCAGACAAUAAUGUAUGUUUUGCAUUUGUGUUAUUGAUUAUUUUUAUUGUAUUGUUGGGGAAUCGCCGCUAUGAUCGCAUGGCGAUUUUCGUUGUUACUUUUUCGAGGACUGUUGAUUGUUUCUUAGUUGUUUAAGGCGCGAGGAACGUGUUUAGUCAGUGCUUUAGGAUCUAAGAAUCAUAAUUGUUUUUAAGGGCAUUUGGUUUUCUAGUUUAUCAGUUCUUGUUCCAGACGUAUCCUGAACAGCCUAAUCAAAUAUUGCGUUAUUCGAUGUUGGUUCUGGAGCCUACAUUUUGCCCAUGUUCCCAACAAUCAUUGACGUUAUACGUGUUGUUAAGUUUGAAUCGAAAACUUCGACUGGGAAAUGCGCAUUUGUCCGUUAUUUUAGAUUAUCAACCGUUUUGUUUUAUAAACUUUCUGUGUAAAAUAAUAAAUAAUGAAACUUCUCACAUGGAGCAAA
Dendroctonus ponderosae (mountain pine beetle) is the source of this 2017-nucleotide messenger RNA. RefSeq names its product pseudouridylate synthase C18B11.02c-like. Lineage: Eukaryota; Metazoa; Arthropoda; Insecta; Coleoptera; Curculionidae. The record is from RefSeq and is a predicted model, not a curated record. Gene Ontology annotation, molecular function: RNA binding; pseudouridine synthase activity. Gene Ontology annotation, biological process: pseudouridine synthesis.